Messenger RNA from Hyaena hyaena (striped hyena), 1257 nucleotides. RefSeq names its product apolipoprotein L6 (gene APOL6). Gene Ontology annotation, molecular function: lipid binding. The record is from RefSeq and is a predicted model, not a curated record. The transcript is spliced from 3 exons. Gene Ontology annotation, cellular component: extracellular region; membrane. NCBI's taxonomy places the organism in Eukaryota, Metazoa, Chordata, Mammalia, Carnivora, Hyaenidae. Gene Ontology annotation, biological process: lipid transport; lipoprotein metabolic process. The coding region runs from base 1 to 1026 and encodes 341 amino acids.
AUGGAUGACCAGGAAGAGAAAGAGGAAGGCUUUGAGGCUGCUGUAGGUUUGCAGAGGGACCAGGGUGACAUUCUUCCGUGUGACGGCAUGCAGCAAGAAGAGAAGGAUCUAUCGGCUGAAGAGAUAGCAUUUUUGGAAGAGUUCGCGGUCAUGAAAGGGGAGCUAGAAGCGGGCAUCAGAAAGCUCCACGCCCUUGCAGACCACAUUGACACAACCCACCAAACGCUCGCCAAGGCCAACAUGGCGGCCAGCUCCAUGGCAGUGGUCUCUGGAGCCAUGAGCAUCCUGGGUCUGGUCCUCGCUCCAGCCACGGCAGGAGGAAGUCUGAUGUUCUCCGCUGCUGGUAGAGGUUUGGGGACAGCUGCUGGGGUCACCAGCAUCUUGGCCCACAUUUUGGGACACUUUUGGCAUCACGAAGCCCGAGCUCAGGCCAGCAGCUUAGUGCCCAGCCAUGGCCACGAGGCCUGGGAGCCUGGGCGACGGAAGGCAUCUUACCUCGUGGCUGUUGGAAAGAUGGCCUAUGAUUGUGGAAGUGCCAUGGAGGAGAUUAAGAAGAACAUCCGUGCCUUUCGGAUAGCCAGAGCCCACCCGCGUCUGGCCACUGCUGCCAAGCGUCUCCUGACCACUGGCCAAGUCUCAGCCCGGAGGAGCAGGCAGGUGCAAAGGGCCUUCAAAGGCACAACGCUGCUGAUGCCAACAAAUGUCCGCUUGCUGGGGAGUGCGAUGGUGGGCUUAUCCCUCAGCCAGGACCUGACCGCCCUCCUGAAGGACUGGAAGCAACUGAAGGAAGGAUCAACGACAAAGUCUGCGGAGGAGCUGAGGGCCCGGACUUGGGAGCUGGAAAGGACGCUGACAGAACUCACCCAGCUAUACAGGAGCCUGCAGCGGAGGAAACUCUUGCAAGAGGAAAGGUCCAGGAGCUCAUCUUCAGGCGGAGCCGCGGGGUCUCUGCCCCAGCCCCCAGCCAGGCGUGGGGAAGCAGCACCCCAGGGCAGGCUGAGCCCAGGGGCCUCUGAGCAGAAUUAAACGGGACAGGGUGGAGGCGGGCUGGGUUGGCAGAAGUGAUGCCUGGAGACUGAGCAGCCGGGAGGUGUGCCUGCGUCCUGGGGGCGCUGUCCGCUAGUAAGGGUUGUGAGGUCUUGCCUCUCCUUUGCCACCUGGCUUCUUCAUUGUCCCCCAUUCGUCUCUGGGGGCCACCUCAUCGCCACUGCUUUGUCUGCCCCCCAUUCACUCACUUGCACGCAGGCUCUCUGCUAA